AUGUCACGAUAUAGAGCUUACGACAAGGACAGCGAUGACGUUCCUGUCAUCGAGGACGCACGCGUCGGCCGCGCAGGCUAUGCCGAUGACUCUACUUCAGCGGACGCCGACUUCGCGGCCAUUGACCCGCACAGCGGCGUUAAGCGAGGCCUCAAGACGCGGCAUCUCAGCAUGAUGGCUCUGGCGGGCAUCAUCGGGCCGGGUCUCCUGAUCGGUGCGGGCGGCGCGCUCUCCAACGGCGGGCCCGCCGCCCUGCUCAUCGGAUUUGGCGUCAUUGGUGUCAUUGCGUUUAGCAUUAUGCAGAGCUUGGGCGAGUUGACGACGUUGUAUCCUAGCGGUGGUGCUUUCACUGGGCUGGCUGAUCGGUUUGUCGACAAGGCUUUCGGUGUUGCGCUGGGUUGGAAUUACUACAUCAUCUGGAUGUGUGUCUUGGCCAAUGAGUACAACGUGCUGUCGAGCAUUUUCGUCUUCUGGAGUGACAAAGUGCCGCUGUGGGGUUACUUCCUGAUCUUCUGGACACUCUUCCUUGGCUUCCAACUGCUCGGAGUCGAGGCUUUCGGAGAGGCUGAGUUCUGGUUGGCUUUGCUGAAGUUAAUUGGCUUGGUUGCAUACUUUCUCUUCUCCAUCGUAUACGCCGCUGGCGGAAUCCCUGGACAAGAAGCCCUGGGCUUCAAAUAUUGGCGUGACCCCGGCGCCUUCACCGACGGCUUCCGAGGUACCGCCAAAGUCUUUGUCUUCUGCUCCACAUUCUACGCCGGUGUUGAGUCUGUCGCCGUCGCCGCCACCGAGACCAAGAAUCCUCGGGUCGCCGUGCCACUCGCGAUUCGCCAGGUGUUCUGGCGCAUUAUCUUCAUCUACAUGGGCUCUGCCUUCUUCUUCGGCCUUACAUGCCCGGCUAAUGCCGACGAGCUCGUGAACGGGGGCUCCCGAGCCGUGAAGAGUCCCAUGACGGUGGCUAUCCAGAACGCCGGCUGGGAAGGGGGCGUGCACUUGAUUAACGCCUUCAUCUUUGUUACAUGCUUAUCAGCGUGCAACUCGUCCAUCUACAUCGGAUCUCGCACCCUUCUGUACAUGGGACAGGAUAAGAAGGCGCCCAAGAUCUUAGGUAGGACCGAUAGCCGGGGUGUCCCCAUUCCGGCUAUCGUGUUCACCAACCUGUGUGGCGCGCUGUCCAUGAUGAACAUCAGCACAGGCGCUAGCAAGGCGUACUCGUACAUCGUUAAUCUCAGCGGUGUCUCGACUUUCCUCGUCUGGGGUUCCAUCUCUUUCAUCCACAUCCGAUUCAGACAAGCGUGGAAGGCUCAGGGCCAUGCGGAGAGUUCACUGCCAUUCGUUUCGUUAUGGUAUCCGUGGAACGCCUACUUCGGUUUGGCGGCAAACAUUUUCCUGGCUAUUGUACAAGGUUGGACCACCCUUGCACCAUUCGAUGCUGGAUCAUUUGUCGAUGCUUACAUCUUGUUACCCUUGUUUCCCAUAAUUUGGUUUGGAUACAAGUUCUGGUAUAAGACGCAUUUCUGGAGGGUGGGCGAGAUUGAUCUGAUGUCCGGUCGCCGACGCGAUCUGGAUGAGUCGCGAGAAAUUGAGACUGGAGAACGUGACUUGGACAGGCUACCUUGGUGGAGGCGGUUGCUCAAGAGCUUUUGA
Messenger RNA from Colletotrichum abscissum, 1644 nucleotides. Its product is annotated as amino acid permease. The transcript is spliced from 3 exons. Gene Ontology annotation, cellular component: membrane. The record is from RefSeq and is a predicted model, not a curated record. Gene Ontology annotation, biological process: amino acid transmembrane transport. NCBI's taxonomy places the organism in Eukaryota, Fungi, Ascomycota, Sordariomycetes, Glomerellales, Glomerellaceae. Gene Ontology annotation, molecular function: amino acid transmembrane transporter activity. The coding region runs from base 1 to 1644 and encodes 547 amino acids.